AUGAAGAUCAAGAUUUUCUUUGAUAAGAGAUGGCUCAAAAGGGAAGACAUUAAUCAAGUGGUUGAGCAAGCUUGGAAACAACUAGUUGAAGGAAACAGUAUGUAUAGGAUUACUAGACAGAUUAAGGAGAUCAAGGACUCUAAGGACUCAGAAGUUAAGGAUAAGAUUGCAGAUUUGAAGAAGCAGUUGAAAGAAGCUUACUCUAAUGAAGAGCAGUAUUGGGCUCAGAAGGCAAGGAUUGAUUGGCUGAGAGAAGGGGAUAAGAACACCAAAUUUUUCCAUGCUUGUGUGAAAGGAAGGAGAAGAAAAAACAGAAUGCUUAACAUUCAAAGGGAUGAUGGAACUUGGACAAACAGUGAGAAGGAGCUGGGAAUGGAAGUAGCUGACUACUAUAGAGCCCUUUUCUCUAGUUCAGGGAGUGAGGGCAUAACAGAGAUUCUUCAUGGUAUACCUCCUACUAUCACUACUGAGAUGAAUGCUAAGUUAACUAGAGAGGUAGAGGAGAUGGAAAUUAAAUCAGCUCUUCUUUCCAUGAAUCCUAAUAAGGCACCAGGUCAAGAUGCUGUUACGCAUUUUUUCCAAUCUAGCAAAUUGCCAAAGUCUUGGAAUCAUACGGUCAUCUCCCUCAAACCCAAAAUUCAGAAUCCUACUAAUUUGAAGAGCUAUAGGCCAAUUAGCCUCUGUAAUGUUGUGUACAAAAAUGGUUUUAUGGCUGUGAAACUGGACAUGUCCAUGGCCUACGACAGAGUGGAGUGGAAAUUCCUUUAUGCCACGAUGGAAAAGAUGGGCUACUGUACAGCCUGGAGGAAUUGGAUAUGGAGUUGCCUCUCCUCAGUUACAUACUCUUUCAAUAUUAAUGGAGUACCAAAAGAGUUUGUAAUUCCAGAAAGAGGAAUAAGACAAGGCGACCCACUGUCACCUUAUCUCUUCCUUUUAUGUUCAGAAGGGUUCUCCAAUUUAUUGAAGCAAGCUGAGGAAGAUAAAAGGAUCUCAGGGAUGAAGAUUAGUAGGACUGGACCAAGCAUGACUCACUUAUUUUUUGCUGACCAUUCAUUGAUCUUUUGUAAAGCUGAAAGAGAGGAAGCCAGGGAACUCAUUCAAAUUUUGAGGAAGUAUGAGAAGGGGUCUGGUCAAUCUAUAAACCUGGAAAAGUCCUCAGUGUUUUUCAGCAGCAACGUGAGUCAUCAGAGGAAAGGGGAAGUGAUACAAAGCCUAGGCACAAUUCAGGUGGCUACUCAAGGAAAAUAUCUGGGGCUCCCUAUGGUGAUAACAAGAUCUAAACAGCAAGUUUUUGGAUACAUUAAGGACUGUAUCAGUAGAAGAAUGAAUAGUUGGAAGAACAAGUUGCUCAGCCAAGGAGGGAAAGAAGUUUUAUUGAAGGCAGUUUCCAUGGCAAUGCCAGUUUAUACAAUGUCCUGCUUUAAACUUCCUUACAAAUUGUGCAAAGAAGUGACCUCCAUUUUUGCUAACUACUGGUGGGGAGAAAAUGAUGGGAAAAAUAAGAUGCACUGGUGCUCAUGGGGGAGAUUGGCUAAAGAGAAAAAAGAGGGAGGUUUGGGAUUUAAGGACUUGCAGAACUUCAACAAAGCCUUGUUGGCUAAACAGGUCUGGAGACUGAUUUCCAAACCAAAUCUAUUAGUCAGCAAGGUCUUGAGGGCAAAGUACUUCCAUAGGGACUCAAUCUUUAAGUGCAAAGUCCCAAAGUGUGCUUCCUGGAUUUGGCAAAGUAUGAUGAAUAUGAGAGAUUUUGUGCAAAAUGGAACUAGAAAGAAGAUACGCAAUGGCAAGGCUACAAACAUUUGGGAGGAUAACUGGAUCCCAGGAAAUAAGGAUGGAAAAGUCACAUCUGCAAGGCCUCAGAAUUGCUACAUCAGAAGAGUAGAUGAGCUGAUCAGUGGCUUUAGAUGGAGGAAACCAUUGGUACUUAGAACCUUCAACAGGAAGGAUGCUGACGAAAUCUUGGAUAUCCCUAUAAGUAUCUCAAGAAGGGAAGACAGCAACUACUGGCUACAUAGUGGCAAUGGCAUCUAUACAGUCAAUUCUGGAUACAAGGCAUUGAGUAGAGAAACAACCCAACAGAUAGGAAGAAGAGUUGAUGAGGCAGAAAUGAGCUCAGCAAACUCUAAUGGGAAGCAAUGGAAGUGGUUGUGGAAACUGAAAGUCAAAAGCAAGAUAAAACACUUCAUUUGGAGGAGUCUAAAUGGGCUACUUCCAGUUAAUGCUUUGGUGUUUAAUAGAACACACCAUGGAGAUCCAAUAUGUGAUGGCUGUGGAGAACAUAAUGAGUCUAUUGAACAUAUGUUUUUUCAUUGCAGCAGAGCUCAAGAGGUAUGGAAGAUGGCCCCAAUACAGUGGGAUGGGUUAACUGGACAGACAGGGAAUUUUAGAGUUUGGUGGACUGCAAUGCUGGAAGCCUCAUGUAGGAUAGAGGGGAGAGAGCAUAUAGAGCUUACUACGAAUAUCCUUUGGCAAAUAGGGAAAAGGAGAAAUGAAUGGAAGUUCAAUGCUAAACGAAAGCACCCUUGGAAAACAGUUAACAAGGCUCAACAGGAAUGGCAAAAGCAAGCCUCAGCUUGGAGUAAUGAGACAAUGAUCCCUGAGGAUGCUAGAAGAGAAGGAGAGGAAGGAGAACCAGUGGAGGUACGUAGUGAUGAAAUGCAUAUCAAAAUUUCAACUAGUGUGCAGGAACAGACCAAAAGUGUGGGUACUGGGAUUUUAGCAACUAAUCACAGCCAUCAGGUGGUGUCAGCCUGGGCACUAAUUGAUAGGAAAGCAGUAAAUCAAUUGCAGACUAUAGCAGAAGCUGUGAAGAUGGCCAUUAUAAAUGCCAGACAUCAGCAAUGGCAGAAAAUUACAGUCCAUGUUCCCAGCCCACAGCUGCUGAAAGUGAUUACGUCGGGAGUAGCUAAGGAUAUCAAAAUGUCUACUUUGGCUGAUGAUAUUAACAACCUCAGAGCAUUGUUCCAGAAAUGCUCCUUUUGUCUAGAUAGGAGAUUAGAUAAAAGAUGUGAUUUGAUUAGUGAUUAUGCCUUGGCAUAUUUCAAGAUGAGGAAUGUAUUAACCCUCAAUGUGUCUAACACUUUUGUAUAG
Coffea eugenioides is the source of this 3090-nucleotide messenger RNA. RefSeq lists its product as uncharacterized. The record is from RefSeq and is a predicted model, not a curated record. The coding region runs from base 1 to 3090 and encodes 1029 amino acids. The transcript has 4 exons. NCBI's taxonomy places the organism in Eukaryota, Viridiplantae, Streptophyta, Magnoliopsida, Gentianales, Rubiaceae.